Molecule: messenger RNA, 1128 nt
Organism: Lucilia sericata (common green bottle fly)
Lineage: Eukaryota; Metazoa; Arthropoda; Insecta; Diptera; Calliphoridae
Exons: 6
Coding region: 1-1128 (375 amino acids)
Source: RefSeq, a predicted model, not a curated record
AUGAAAAAUGUAAACGACAUUGAUUUCUAUAACGCCUCUAGUGCCCAUGUGGGUGGAUGUGGUGUCACUUUGGAUUUAGAUGAGAAUAGUAGCGGGGUAACAAACUCAACAACACGAGUAUUAAACAACAUGAAUGGCGCAGCUCAUUCUAGGGGUAAACGUUUUAUUGCUUUUCCAGUUGGUUCAUCAUUUUCGACUGCCGUUUGUUUGACAACUGGUGUUGUGGGGAAUCCUGAUUAUCGAUAUUUAAGUAUGGGUUUAAAUUGGGGAAUUGCUUAUGAAUUGCCAAACACAACAUGGGUGCUUCAACAUGCCAACGGCUUUGGUCCCAAACAUAAAGAGAAGGUUGUUAGUCCACAAAUUAAGCGUAGACAUCGCCGUGAUCUGUAUGGCAAAUUGGAAACUCUAAUAAAUGGUUCAAAUAUGGCUAAAACAGCCAUGUCUAAUGUAUCAAACCCAUCCUCGCUGUCUUCAACAUCAGCAACCUCAUCUUUGUCUCCAAUAUUAUUGUCAUCAUCAACAACAACAUCACCAUCAUUAUUAUUGCAGAAGCAGCAACGUUUACUUUCUCGUCCAAAACGUUAUCUUUCAUUUCCGGAAGGAUCAUCAUUUUCCGUUGCUGUUUGUUUUACUGUGGGCAUUAUUGGUAAUCCCAGAUACAACUAUAUGAGCUUUGGCCUAAAUUGGGGUGUAGCAUAUGACUUGCCCAAUACCACAUGGAUUCUUAACCAUUUGCAUGGUUUUGCCAAAAGGCCUAUACCUGUGGCCGUAUGGCACAGACGAUCGAGGCGCUCUUUAUAUAAAGAAAUUGAAAAUGUAGUUGAUAACAUGGGAUAUAAUGGACGCGACUGCAUAUUGAGAGCUUUAUGCGAAAGUCGGCAAUAUUUUCAAAAAACCAAAAUGGGCAUGAUUGGAGAAAUGUUAAAAGUUAUUUUUAGUCUACCCAAACAGCGUAUAUUUACGCGGGAAUUAAGUGAAAAUCCAGACAUCGAGUUAUAUGAUGGUGCCUAUAGGAGAGCUCGUUCUAUCAGUGACUGUUCGGAACAGUACGAUUGUGAUUUUUCAUUAUUGGAAUUAGCAUUUGGCAAAUAUUCUACCCCUCCCCUUGGAUACUAUACUAAACAUUAA